Molecule: messenger RNA, 2219 nt
Organism: Schistosoma turkestanicum
Lineage: Eukaryota; Metazoa; Platyhelminthes; Trematoda; Strigeidida; Schistosomatidae
Source: the annotation of a GenBank genome assembly
AUGCUUCUAGGUAUAACAUUAUCUUCAACCGCUUCCGAUUCAUCUAUUCAUCAUACAUUAACUGCUGAUCAUCAAUUUCAUCCAAUUGAACAAUAUGCUUAUGAUAAUGGUAAAUCAGAUAAAUCUCAUGUUUCAUUCAAUGCUAAAUUGAUUCAUCAAUCGAAUGAUGCAUAUUUUCGAUCAACAUGCUGUAAACAAUUAAGAGGUGUUGCAGAAGAAGAAGAACACCAUGUUAAUAAUAAUAAUAAUAAUUUAACAUCCAUAAAUGAUACAGAUCAUAAACGUAUUUGUCAGACACGACGUCAUCCAGAUAUUCAAUAUGUAUCAGAUAAUAGUAGUAGUAGUAAUAAUAAUAAUAAUAAUAAUAAUCAUUUUAUGCAUACCGAAUUACCAACACAUGAAUUACAUAUUAUGCCAGCUAAACGACCUUAUACAUGUUCCACAGAAUUACAAUCAUCCAAUGGAUUGGAUACAACAGUUUGUCAAAUGAAAAUGUGCACAUCGCAUAUGGAUAACAUUAGCGGUGGUACUAUGGAGAAGACAAACAUUGAUUCCAUCAUCGAUGAUGAUACAUCAUUGAAACAUCAUAAAAGUUGGAAAAUUCAUUCUAGCGUUUAUAAUAAUCCUCAUGGUUUAGAACAAUCGGUGAAUAAUAAAUCUAUUUAUCCAUAUGUAUCCAGUAAUAGCACUACUAAUACAAUAACAACCGAUUCAAAAUAUUCCAAACAUGUCAAUCCAUCAUUACAUAAUAUUCAUUUUAAUCAAAAUAAUUAUUCCUUUGAUAAUAAUAGUAGUAAUAGUAGUAGUACACAUUUAAAUAAUUUACCUUUACAUCAAACAGAAUCACAUCGACCUGGAUUUGUCAAUAGGUUAUCGGUAAGUGAAAGAGUAAUUAGUAGUAGUAGUAGUGGCACAACAAGUGGUGGUGUUGUUGUCGGUGGUGGCGGCAGCAGUGGAAGUAUUCAGGAUGGUACUACAAGAAAUGAUGUAUUUCUUCGUAAUACUAAUAGUAAUAAUAAUGAUUUGGAUGAAUAUUUACAACUACCAAAUUUAAUCUGUAAAGCGGAUGAAUCUAACAGUCAUUUUGCUGGACGACGUGAUAGUUGUACUAUGACUGCAGAAAUACUUUCCACUUUAGCUAGUUUUCGAGAUGAAAUCGGCGAAUGUUCUGAUGGAAAAAUUCAUUCAGAUAUUACUACUGCUACUACUACUACCACUACCACUAUUACUGCUGCUUCUGCUAUCGUUCCUGUUGGUUCUGGUCUUGGUUCUCAUUGUGCAAAUAUAUCAAAUCGUCCCGGUGUAUAUACUACUCAUCUACUUAAGGAUGAUACCAGUGCUCAUAAAAAUAUUAUCAAACAGACAACUACUCAUAUACACAAUAGUAUGCUAUCUUCUGAUUCGUCAAUGCCUUGUACUAAUACUACUUCUACUAGUACUUUUGCUAGUAGUAGUAAUAGCAGUACUACUAAUACUACUACUACUACUACUACCAUUGAUCAAUGUCGACUUCAAAGUACACCUUUCGUUCAAACUCAUCACCAUCAUCAUCAUCAUCAUCAUCCUCAUCAUCAUCUUGGGGCUGGCAAUAGUGGAUUAUGCACAAAUUCCUCGGUACCAACUGUUUAUUCAUCGUGUUUACAUCAUGUCGGUGAUAAAAUUGGCAUAUCUAUGUCUCCGAAUGAUUAUCGUCUGUUAACAGAUCCUAGAUUGAUCAAUUAUGUCACGGAUAAAGAGACUGAAGCCAAGCUUAUCAAUCAAUAAUUAUAACACACACACACAGUCAGUAUUAAGCAGUCGUAGUCUCAUUCUUGACAUCUAUUGGUAUUGCAUUAGCCCGGUGUAAGAAUGUGUGUGUGUGUGUGUGUGGUUGAUUCUGCCCAAUGUGUGUGUGUGGUGUGUGUGUGCGUGUGCAUGUGCAAAAAUCGACAAUAACAACACACCAACCACAGUAACAACAAAUCAUCGUUUUUAUUUUUUUUUUGCCAUGACCAACUUGCGUCAAGAUGAAUUUAGCCUUCAUAUCAUGCAUAUAUAUAAUUGUUGACAAGAAAAAAAAUUAACCACAAAACAAAAAUAACCUGCCCUAUAGCAUCAAUUCCCAGUUGUUUUUUUUGUCUUGUUCCUACUUGUUUUAAGCAUACAUACAUAAAUAGAAGAUGUUAUUAAUUAUUUACUAACUGACUUACUUACAUUAGUACUGAUCAUUUUUUUGUGAU